CUCCGCUCCCAGAAGGUGCACAGUAGCGGUUCUCUGACCAUUUCUGGGUGAGAGGAGGAGGGGCCGGAGCCCGGCGUCCCAGCGCGCACAAACAGGAAGUCCCCCCACCUUGAGGCUCCACCCCCUGAAGGACCCCGGUGUGGCCCCAGCAGAGAGCCCGAAGCCAGAGGGAAUGGCCCCCGGGACCCCGAGGCCCCCCUCCCAGGAGAAUCCUCUCCACCCAAGAUUAAAUUAUCGCCACAAAACAAAUACAAGAGUGAAAGAACCAAGGAAGAGACAGAAUGAAACAACUUUCAAGAAAAGAAAAACCCAAAAGGGGUCAAUAACACUCAAGGAUGUGGCUGUGGACUUCAGCCAGGAAGAGUGGGGCCUGUUGGAUCAUUCUCAGAAAGAGCUGUACCUUGAAGUCGUUAUAGAAAAUGUGCAGAAUCUACUUUCUGUGGGGCUUCUAGUUCCUAGAGAAAAUUUUAUCUCCUGUUUUCAGCAAGAGGAAGCACCCUGGCUGCUAGAGCAAGAAAGCCCAAAGAGCUCCUGUCCAGAGGCAGAGACUAAUUUUGAAGUGAAGGCGAUGUCUACAAAGCUGAGCCUUUUUGUGGAACGAUGUGGCCCCCAAAGAUUCAUGACUGAGGGUCUCCAUGACUUCAUUUUGAGAGAAAUCUGUGACUCUAAUAUGAAAGUAAAUAAAAAUCCAAAGAGUGACUGUGAAUUUGAUGAGACUGCAGAGAAAUCCAGCCAAUAUUUAGUAUUAAAUCGGUAUAUAAAACUGACCUCAGGAAAUGAGUGUUGUCAGGAUAGUAAAAACAGUAAAUGCUUUCCUGAAGAAGUAAGACUUACUAAGUCCCGUAAGAAACUUCCUGAAAUGCCCACAUAUCAAAGUAACCUAGGGAGAAUGGCAUUUGGCUGUCAUCUAGAUCUCAUUAGACAUCCAAAAAAUCAAUGUGCAAAGAUGGUUUCUGUGAGAAAUAAAGGUAGGAGACCUUCCAGUCAGAACUCUGAGCUUGAUGUACAUCACAUAAUCCAUUGUGGAGAUAAACCUUAUGAAUGUAAAUACUGUGGAAAGGCUUUCACACAGAGGAGCAGAUUUGCUGUACAUCAGAGAAUCCACACUGGAGAGAAACCUUAUGAAUGUAAACACUGUGGAAAGGCUUUUACACGGAGGGGCCAUCUUGCUGCUCAUCAGAGAAUCCACACUGGAGAGAAACCUUAUGAAUGUAAACACUGUAGAAAGAUUUUCACAAAUAGGGACCAUCUUGCUGCUCAUCAGAGAAUCCACACUGGAGAGAAACCUUAUGAAUGUAAGCACUGUGGAAAGACUUUCACACAGAGGAGCAAUCUUGCCACACAUCAGAGAAUCCACACUGGAGAGAAACCUUAUGAAUGUAAAUUGUGUAAAAAGGCUUUCACAGAUAGGGGCUGUCUUACUGUACAUCAGAGAAUCCAUACUGGAGAGAAACCUUAUGAAUGUAAACAGUGUGGAAAGGCUUUUACCAAUAGGAGCAAUCUUGUUGCACAUCAGAGAAUCCACACUGGAGAGAAGCCCUAUGAGUGUAAACACUGUGGAAAGACUUUCACUCAGAGAGGCUAUCUUACUGUACACCAGAGAAUUCACACCGGAGAAAAACCUUAUGAAUGUAAACAAUGUGGAAAGGCUUUCACCAGAAAGAAUAUUCUUGCUAUACAUCAGGCAAUGCACACUGGAGAUAAACCUUAUGAAUGUAAACAGUGUGGAAAGGUUUUAACAGGGAGGGGCAGUCUUGUCGAACAUCAGAGAAUCCACACUGGAGAGAAGCCUUAUGAAUGUAAACUGUGUGAAAAGGCUUUCACUUAUAGGAGCAAUCUUGCUGUACAUCAGAGAAUCCACAGUGGAGAGAAACCUUAUGAAUGUAAACAUUGUGGAAAGGCUUUCACAGAGAGGCGCUCUCUUACUAAACAUCAGAGAAUCCAUACUGGAGAGAAACCUUUUUUGUGUGCUCCUUGUGGAAAGGCUCUCACAAAUAGGCCCAGCCUUGCUGUACAUCAGGAAGUCCACACUGGAGAGAAGCCUUAUAAAUGUAAACAAUGUGGAAAGGCUUUCACAAGGAAGAGCACUGUAGCUGCACAUCAAAGAAUCCACACGGGAGAGAAACCUUAUACAUGUAAACAAUGUGGAAAGGCUUUUAUAUGGAGGUACUCUCUUGCCAGACAUCAGAGAAUCCACACUGGAGAGAAACCUUAUGAAUGUAAAUACUGUGGAAAGGCUUUCUCAGAUAGGCGUGGUCUUGUCACACAUCAGAGAAUCCACACUGGAGAGAAGCCGUAUGAAUGUGAACAGUGUGGAAAGGCUUUUGUAGACAGGGGCCAUCUUUCUGUACAUCAAAGAAUCCAUACUGGAGCAAAACCCUAUAAAUGUAAACAAUGUGGAAAGGCUUUCACAAAUAGGCCUGGUCUUGCUAUACAUCAAGGAAUCCACACUGGAGAGAAGCCUUAUGAAUGUAAACACUGUGGAAAGGCUUUCACAAGGAAGGGCUCUCUAGCUGCUCAUGAGACAAUCCACACUGGAGAAAAACCUUAUGAAUGUAAACAGUGUGGAAAGGCUUUUAUACGGAGAGACUUUCUUGUCAUACAUCAGAGAAUCCAUACUGGAGAGAAACCUUAUGAAUGUAAACAGUGUGGAAAGGCUUUCACAGAUAAGCGCAAUCUUGUUGCACAUCAGAGAAUCCACACUGGAGAGAAACCU
Molecule: messenger RNA, 2716 nt
Organism: Gracilinanus agilis (Agile Gracile Mouse Opossum)
Lineage: Eukaryota; Metazoa; Chordata; Mammalia; Didelphimorphia; Didelphidae
Product: zinc finger protein 665-like
Exons: 8
Biological process (GO): regulation of transcription by RNA polymerase II
Molecular function (GO): RNA polymerase II cis-regulatory region sequence-specific DNA binding; DNA-binding transcription factor activity
Source: RefSeq, a predicted model, not a curated record